GUAAGGAAAUGGAAUGACAAAUAUUGUGCAAAAAAUUCAAGUCGCGGAAGCAACAAAAGUUUUUCGGGAAGAAAGUUGGUCAAAUAUAGCCAUUAAAUAUUCAUAAAAUUGGAUUUAUUUAGUCCGAAAAAAGUUCUAGUAUGGAAAUGGUGUAAAGCAAUAUAUGAACGUUCGUAUACAUAAAUGAAAUAUUAAAUUCUGCAGCUGCAUUCCUUUGUGCUAGCUGCUGCGUCAAACGCAAAUAUUUAUGCAAUCCAGCACGGGCGUGAAUUUCAAUUCAUACCUACCUAAAUGCGUCAAAAUCAAUUUUAAAACAAUUCUGUCGGAUAAAAAUAUAUAAAUUAAUUCGAAAAUAUAAAACUGACUGUUUCGAAAUAUCAGCAGUAUGAAGAGUUAAAAAUAAACACACAACCACCUCCACAAUUUUAGCUCUGCUUAAACGGCAAUCAUAAUACCGCAGAAACAAUUGUGAGCGCAGCGACGUUUUUGUGACAAAUCUCCACUUUUUGCCCUUUGAUUUGGGCGAUAUUUACUAUCAUGGAAAGUGCUAAAAUAAAAAUACAUAAAUGAAAAUAAAAUUGAAUGCAGCGUGUGGGAUAUAUUUGAGUCAUAAGUACUAUAUAUGAGUGAUUUGCUAUCUUUUGGCGUAAGACCAUUUAUAUAGCCAAAAUGUCUGACUUUAUGCCACGCGACAUUCUUCCUGAUCUUUGGGAGGAGAUUCUUAAACGUCAUUGGACAUAUUUGGAAACGGAAGGAAGCGUACAAAAGAUCGAAGAAGGAAAAAAAUUAGAGAAUUGCCUUAAGGAGUUUCUGUGCAUUGUGCCUCAUGAUCGGAAGUUUUUUCUUCCCGAGACUGCUCACGUGCUCAGGAAAUCAAUACGAGAAACGGACAAGUUCAAUGCUUACAAGGCGAUCAUUGGCUUUCGAUCAAUCAGCCAUUAUGCAAACAACUUAUUUACAAAACCAUGGCGGAAAGAAUUUAGAGUGUUAAAGAUGUAUUCCGGUUUCUAUCAGCAUGAAAUUAAAUCUAAUUUGCUUGAUGCUGAAAAACUCUUCGAGGCUAUGGGCUACCGACAGGUUUCGGAUGAGAUUCUUGUACUAGAUGGUCCUAUUUGUCCCGAUCAAGUGACAAACGUAUCACGUGACGCAAUGGCGGCCUAUGUCGAGUGUCAAAUAAUGGAGCACAUCUAUGCGGGCCUCAUUGCUAUUGGACUGACAUGUUCCUGGCAGGAUAUUUUUAACUAUCGGGAAACAUUUGUUGGCGGAGCCUCACAAGCAAUCAAAGGUUUGGCCUACGCUAUUCACGAAAAGCGAAUGCGAAAGGAAAAACUUAUAACUCUUGAUAACUGCUAUGCUAGCAUCCAACACUCACCACAAACGUUAAAUAUCACCCCGACGUCGUCAGAGUGUCCAAAUUGUGCGCUUUAUAAUCGGAUGCCCGCACAUCCGCAGUACGCUAUGCAUAGUGACAACCAUCGAACAUGUGCCCUUCAUACGCCUGCAUCGACAAAAGUGACGAACCAUUUGUACAAUGGAAAUAGCAAAAUGCCUUCUUACCCAAUAUCAGGAUACCAACAAGCGCAGCACGCAGGUUUUGGCGUAUCCCCUGCGGGCAUGCAGCACUCACGAAGUUUGGAGCACUAUAGUGAACCGGUGCCACAAUUGCCACAUAGACAUUCAUUUGAUCAUCAGCAAAAGGGCUGCACUGCACAUCAUUACAAACCACCACAUCAAUUGCCCCCACAGCACGUGUACGAGUCUCCUUAUGAUUGUCUGGAUGGUUCAAGCAUGGGCGGUAGUAGUGUUUCUUAUGCAGCUGUUGUGGCGUCCGGUGGCGUUUCAAAUAACGGUGUUAGCAACUGUGAAAUGAAUUCCGCUUACUAUCAUCCUUACAAUGUGUCGGGUAAUCGGUAUCCACUCCCGUACAACAUUUCAAAUCAGUUGAAUUCGCACUAUGCAACUCCUAAUGUUACGUGCAAUGGUAUUAAAGGUGAUCCCUACAAUAAUGCAGACAACAGUGGCUAUGCUUCCGUAUCGAAAACGCAUAAUUGUAAUCACCAUCAGCCGCCACUGCCGCCAAUGCGUCAAUCGUCUGUAGUGGCUGGUGGUAAAGAUUUUCAAGCGUACCGACAACGUUCCUUUCCACCUGAUCAACAGUUGAUUGAAUUUGAUGAUCGAGCGCCGCUAACGUCGCAUGACUUCCACGCGCAAUUACAUGGAAUAGCGCAUUGUAAUUCAUUUGAUUACGAGCGCGAGCGAGAUAGGGAGCGUGAACGGGAUCGAAUGCUCGAGCAGCAGCGGCGCUUGAGUCGUGCGACCAACGUGGCAUCAGCGUACGCUCAGCCGAAGGAUAUUGUAAUGGGCCUGCCUUAUGCGUCGCAUGCCGGAAUACCAUCUGCUUCUCAGCAGCCCUCGUCUGAUGACAUGUAUGGCAGUUAUGUGUAUGCACGUCCUUUACCUAAAGCUGAUCGUUCAAAAUUUAACUCAUCGUCUACUAAUGCGGCACCCAAGUAUGAAAGGAACUCUAAUAUAUUGGAUGCACUUGAAAAUAACGAUAAACAACUACAUCUGCAGACCAUGGAAUUAAAGGAUAACACCACACCGCACAACGGGAUGCCUGGCGGAGGUAGUAGACGGAAAAUAUCUAUGCAUGCCGAUGAAGCGCCAGACAUGAGUUUCGAGUCGAAUUUCGAUGAUUUUAUUACCGUGGGCCAUAGUGAGCAUCCUAUGCAUCGUUCACCGACGCAAGCAUCCAAAAAUCAAGAUGGUGUAGGUUCCUUCGAGUCAUGGAACUACGUUUUUAAGAAUCUGGAGCGAUCCGGUUAUUCCAAGGACUUAGGUGAACGAGGAGAUCUGCUUGUUCAGGGCUUAGAUUUGGACUCAAUGAAUUUAUCGAAUGGUGGCGGAGGAAGCGGCAGCGGUGGAAAGACUACAGUUGAAAGGCGGCGCUCAAAUCACAUAGAUGCGGCAAAAACAGGACGGCAAACUAACAACGAUUUAGGCAAGGCGCGUACGUUGGAAAAAACGAAUGCGUCAACUGCGUUGCGAGAAAGUGAAAAACGCGAUGAGAAAAAAUUGGGAACUGGUGGUGGUAAACAAGAAAAAUCUAUUCUGAAACAGCAGCAGCAACCAGUGAAGAAAACAAAGUCUGCUCUAAAGCAAACUUCGAAUAUAGCCACACACUUAGCGCAUGACAAUAAUAAUGGCAAUAACGAAAUGCAACUCGAGAGAAACUUGCGGCUGAAGAAUCGCAAACAAUCCGCAGAGGAAGUGGCCGCCACACAGCCAACCAUGAGUGGCCAGAGUGAAUGGAGCUGUCAUUUCUGCACUUUUCUCAAUCCUAAUACGAAACGAAUAUGUGAGAUGUGUUGCCGCAGCAAGGACUUCAAUCUUGAAGCGACCGUGUCGCACACACCUACUUGCGUUUAAUCGGAUGCAACCCAGCUUGUUACGCAUGCCGUGCAGUGGGCAAAUUGAUAUUUUGUGGAGCAUAGCAUAGUCAGAAUUCUUAAAUUGUUAUUUAUCAUAUGCGAAGUAAUCAUAUUCGUUGUGAGCAUGGAAAUCAUUAGUCAAAUCUAUACAGAAAUUUAAAACUUUUAACACAUUUUGUUUGUUCUUACAACUGCUCCUUGUAGGGAUCCCAUGUUAUUGUUUUGUUUGUGUGCCUCCUUUCAUGAAUACAGUCCUGAAGCGAAUUGCUGGGCCAAGCGUAUUUCAGUGUUACUCUUAUUUAUAAUGUAAACUCUUUUUUAUUCAUUGUUGAAACUUACUAGAUGUAUUGUAAUAAAUUAUUAACUUAAGAAGUAACAACAAUCAAGGUUUUAUCCUUUGGUUCCAUUUGUGCCUCCUGUUUUAUUGUUUGACAAACAACUAACCAUAAAUUUUCAAAUACGAAUUUUAUUGUGAAAUUUAAACUUAAUGCGAAUUAGAAAACCUGUAUAUUUUGUAAACUUAAUUCGAAUAUAUUUAUAUAUAUAAAUACAUAUAUAUAUACAUAUAUACAUAAAGUAAAUAUUAAUUAAACAAAUGGAACUAUAUUUUAUAAUUAUUUAGUGGACCUAAAAAUGUGUAACUGAAGAAAAGAAUUAUAAAAGUAUACAAAAAUUAAACAUACGAAUAGUUUAUUCAAAUUUAAAUAUUAGAGAACUUCAUAGUUUGAUUGCAAAAACUGUUUGCAAACAAGUCUGCUAAGUCUUUGUAAAGGGAACCGAUUGCAAGUGACUUUUACAUAUAUCGAAUUUUACAGAGCUGAGCGCAAGUCAUAAAGAGAAUUGGUAGUACGCGAUUUUUUUCUUUUUAACUGCUUGAGCGAUAUUAGGCGAGUUCGAAAAGGCUCUAUGCUUGUUUCCAUCGAGCGCCAGACGCCAGAUGGCAACAUCCUGUGAGUGAAGUCUUUUUCGUUUUGACCUUUCCACUGCAAAGGAGUCCAUGUCUUUUAUCUGGCCCUACCGCACCGCAUCGGUGUCGCAACGAAUAUACCUACAAAUAAAAUUUAACAUUACCCUGAUUAUUUUUUAGAAAGCUCCAGCGAAAAUAUGCAACAUUCAUGCCUCACUAAUAAGAACCAAUAAUUUUUUUUUUGAUGUAAUAAAAAAAUCUACGGUAUUUAUGAAUUAAAAAAUUUCUUAUACCUUAAGCAGGUAUAUACUAAUGUACCGCUACAUGUAUAUACCUUAUGAUAUUAGAAAAAUAUAGACAAGAAAACAAAGAGCGAGCAAAGGAUCGUAGAUUUCGAAUGGUUGUUGAAUAAAAUUUGAUAAGGCAGGCGCGAAAAACUUCGCAGAGGACAAAUAGAUUAAGAACAUUUUUCACGGAUUAAUAACGACUGUGGAAAAUUAUUGCUUUAAUGUAUGUAUUGUUUGGUUGAGUGUGCGUUGACUACUACGAAAGUCAUAAAUUUGUUGAUCAAAAGUUUUUGCAUGGACUUUAAGUACAACAGAACUGAGGAGCAUAUUUUAAUAUUGUUUAUUUUGACCCCGAAAGACAUUUGUUAAACACUAAGUUUUAGAUUUCCCUUGUUUUUGUGUUAUGAUGAACUUUGUCUAGUUGAUUUUUGUUUAGUCUUGUAUGGAUAAUCAUUCAUAAUACGCAAUAAAUGUAUGUAACACUUGAUAACAAUUCGUUAUAGCAAAUGUAUUAUAACUAAAAGGAAAAAUAAAGAGUAAAAUUAUGUUCCAUA
Molecule: messenger RNA, 5179 nt
Organism: Anastrepha ludens (Mexican fruit fly)
Lineage: Eukaryota; Metazoa; Arthropoda; Insecta; Diptera; Tephritidae
Gene: tamo
Product: protein tamozhennic
Exons: 7
Coding region: 670-3429 (919 amino acids)
Cellular component (GO): cytoplasm
Source: RefSeq, a predicted model, not a curated record